GUUGAUGAAGGCGGUAUCAAACAUAACGCACGGACAACGUGUGUGUAUAACUGACUACCGAUCAAUUCUCCAAUAAACUGUCUCUGUGUGUGCUGGGGGCUGCACUGGCGACCCAGGUUCUUCUAUUGUCAUCGAAUUGUGAAGAGGUGGAUUUUGUAUUUUAUGUGGUCGUCGAUUAUGCAAAACAAGUCUUUCACAGCAUCAGUAGACUCUCUAAGAUGCGAGCUGUGCAACUUAAAAAAUUUGUGCUCUCCAACAUGGAAACAAUAUUUUGCGAUGAAAUUAAAGGCUAAAAUACAUGAGGAAAAUCUAAAAGGUUGACAUAUAGAGGAACCGUUUCUCUUGCACGACGUUGGAUUGUUUUUUAACAGGGAAAAUGGUGAAGACGUUUUUUGAACGGAUGUAUUGAGGAUGGUGUCAAGGAUUGUUCGGUUUGCGGAUCAACGGAGUCUUCGUGUGCAGUUAGCGUGGCAGGAGCGGACAAGCGAUGGGGUGUUCGGAGCCAGUUUCCCGCAGGUGACUCUGGCAACGCGCGCUGAGUGAGAGGAUCGGAUAUUGGAGUUUAGUCGAGUGGCAAAUAUUUUUUGCCAGAAUUCUGUGGGGGGGAAAAAGGAAUUAAUGAUCUCGCUUUUCUGCAAGUGGCAAAAGCUGAUUCAAGAUGGGCAACAAUCAGUCGGAAACGCUCGUUAACCACUACACAAAUUAUAGCAAUGGCCAGGUGGUGGAGUACGUACCUUCAAAUCAAGAACCCUGCAAGAGUUGGUUGCUGCUGCCGGCCGAAAACCUCUGGUCAGUUCCUCUCCGCGGUAUUCUCUACAUCACUGCCAUGCUGUAUAUUUUCGUCGGCAUCGCCAUCGUGAGCGACAUCUUCAUGUGCAGCAUUGAAAUGAUCACGAGCAAGAAGCGGAAGAUUCUCCGCUGGGACUCGGAGAGCAAAAAACACGUGGAGAAAGAGGUUCUCAUCUGGAACGAGACCGUGGCCAACUUGACUCUCAUGGCGUUAGGCAGCAGCGCCCCUGAAAUCCUCCUGAACAUCCUGGAGACGUGCCAGCACGUGCAAGACUACGACCCUAACAACCCCCAAGACAGUUUGGGAACGUUUACCAUAAUCGGCAGUGCCGCUUUCAAUCUUCUUAUCAUCACCGCUAUAUGUAUCUCCAGUGUGCCUUCGCCCGACGCCAAGAAAGUCAAGGAGUUUGGCGUGUUUAUGGUGACUUCGGUCUGGUCCAUCUUUGCCUAUAUUUGGAUUCUGAUCGUCGUGGUUUGGAACUCGCCGGGCGAGGUUGAAAUUUGGGAGGCGUGGGUCACGCUGCUGUACUUUCCCCUUCUCGUUAUGAACGCUUACUGCCAGGACAACGGAUGGUGGAUUAAGCGACCUAAGGUGGGCGGAACUGAACCCCAGUCAGGCAGCCAAAUGAACAUCCGAGUGGUCAACGGCAACGUAAAGAAACAUCACGUGUUCCACGGACCCUCCCCACAACUUGCAGCCUUGGAAGCAGAAAGAUCUCAAAGUCAAAUGAACCUGAAGGCAACAACGGACGAAAGAACAAAUGACAUGCUAGUCUUAAAAGAUUUAGAGGCCGCACCGGAAGACGGAAGAGUCGAGAGAUCCGAUGAAGAAAAGAAGCAACUAGCAAGGGCAAGGUUUCGGCACGCCGCAGUCCGUUCUAUCUUGGGGGUAAGAAGCGCGUGAACGGGUACAAGCCUUCCUCUGCGAGCCACCCCCGCCUGAUGGAG
Molecule: messenger RNA, 1737 nt
Organism: Patiria miniata (bat star)
Lineage: Eukaryota; Metazoa; Echinodermata; Asteroidea; Valvatida; Asterinidae
Product: sodium/calcium exchanger 2-like
Exons: 6
Coding region: 659-1693 (344 amino acids)
Biological process (GO): transmembrane transport; metal ion transport
Cellular component (GO): membrane
Source: RefSeq, a predicted model, not a curated record